GUCUAUUUUGCAGUUGUACUUAGGCGGGUACCCAAAACAACAUAAAAUCAAAAUUUUAAAACACAAAAAAUGGAAAACGAUACACCGGAAGUUCAAGAAGUGACCGUCGCCGUUGAUGGUUCUCACGGCGGAGGAAUUGGGGAUGCCUCCAUGGGAGGCGGCGGCGGCGGCGGCGGUGUUGAUGGCGGUGAUGAAGAGGAAGUGUUGAUGCUAGAGGACGGAAGUGGAAGCAGUGACCAAGUGAGAAAGAAAACAGCAGACCGUGUAAAAGGACCAUGGUCACCUGAAGAAGACGCUAUACUUAGUCGUUUGGUAAGCAAUUUUGGGGCGAGGAAUUGGAGUUUGAUCGCUCGUGGAAUUCCCGGCAGAUCGGGAAAAUCGUGCCGGUUGCGAUGGUGUAAUCAGCUUGACCCUGCUGUUAAACGCAAACCCUUUACCGAUGAAGAAGAUCGGAUUAUCCUUCAGGCUCAUGCCAUUCAUGGGAACAAAUGGGCAUCAAUUGCAAGGCUUUUGCCAGGUAGAACAGAUAAUGCCAUUAAAAAUCAUUGGAAUUCAACCUUGAGGCGCCGUUGUGCUGAACAUGGUAAGUUAAGAAGUGACUCCAGCAACAUCCUGGAGGAUGCUAGUGCUGGGAAAUCAAAAGCAUCAUCUGAGGAAACCCAAUCAUGUGGUGAUGUGAAUUCUUUGAAAGCAAUUGAAGCAAAAGACGUUAGCUCUCAAGAAAACCAAGAAGGUAAUCACUACGAGGAUAGGAGUCAAGAAGUAGUUCAACAGAGUGAUGUAGCAAAUGAUCCUCGUACUCUCUUCCGUCCUGUGGCUCGGAUAAGUGCUUUUAGCGUAUAUGGUUCUUUGAAUGUCCCAGAAUCCCAACUGCAAACUCCAAGGCUAAUUCCUACCCAAGCCCCUGAUCUUGGGAUCACCAAGUUGCUUGAAGGAGCUUUCACCGACAGAUUAGUGCCUCACCAAUGUGGCCAUGGCUGUUGUGGCAAUGUCAAUCAAGAAAUUAACGGAAGCUCACUAUUGGGGCCUGAGUUUGUUGACUACGCUGAGCCUCCUUCCUUCUCAAGCCAUGAGUUGGCCGCAUUAGCCACAGAGAUAAGUAACGUUGCUUGGUAUAAAAGUGGGUUGGAAAACAGCAGCAUUGAGGCUACCUUCAAUCCAACAACCAGGGCAGCCUGUGGUACCUCUCAUUUGCCAAGCAGACCAUUCUAAUCUUUCAAAUUAGUAAACUUGGAAUUGAUAAUGGAUGCAGUGUCAACCUCAACUACCAUAAUAUAAAAGAUUUUGAGGCUGAGUUGAUUUACCCAACUUAAUUGGAAUAUACACAGUACAGGAUUAAGAGAAGGUGGAUGGGAUACCUGAUUUAGUGUCCAAACUCUGGUUGAAAAGAGUGUAAAUGCAUUAUUUUUCCUAGGUCUUCAUUCAUUCAUGAUGAGGAAUUUUUAGAAAUUUUCUUAAAUUAGAUGAGUCCAGUAAAAUGGUAGUAUGAUCUGAAGCUUGAUAUGUUAUAAUUCAACAAGAUGAUGGAUUUCUUUUUUAUUCAAAGAGUGUGCUUCCUCCUUACUCAGUUGGGAUGAUGCAAAGGAAAAAGAAAGAUGGUACAUUCUUGUAAUUCAACAGUUCCUGGUAAAAUUGUAACAUGCCUUGUGCAUGGUUUAUUUUGUAGAGGGACUUUCAAUGAACAUCAUAUCAUUUAUAUUCAUUUCAUA
Molecule: messenger RNA, 1709 nt
Organism: Solanum lycopersicum (tomato)
Lineage: Eukaryota; Viridiplantae; Streptophyta; Magnoliopsida; Solanales; Solanaceae
Product: transcription factor MYB1
Biological process (GO): regulation of DNA-templated transcription
Cellular component (GO): nucleus
Molecular function (GO): DNA-binding transcription factor activity, RNA polymerase II-specific; RNA polymerase II cis-regulatory region sequence-specific DNA binding
Source: RefSeq, a predicted model, not a curated record